ACUGUCCGUCAUCCAACAUGAAUCCUGCGACAAAAAUCAGCACACUGCUCAUCGUGACCUUAUCUCUUCUCUGCUCCGUGGAGAGUCUGAUCUGUAAUGUCUGUAAGGACUCAAGAAAUUCAAAAUGUACUAAAGGCCAAGACAGAUGCGUUGCAAUCCAUGGUCAGUCAUGCGCUACUAAAUCACACUACUCCGGAGAAAACCAUCUGUUCUCAGAACACUUAUGUAUGAAUAACUGCCGUGAAAGCGAGACCCCGAGAGGAAGGAGAAUGACUUAUGUAAUGUGCUGUUCCAAAAACUUGUGUAAUGCUUUCUAGACGGAAAAGAGUCUCUUGAAGAAGAUCAUCUUCUGUUCAAGAUCCAAAAUUACAUGCCAAGCAAUAUGAAGAACUUGCUUUCCCACACCGUUUCCACACUGGCCUGAGAUCCCUGAGAUGGCAACAGGGGUUGUGUCUUCGUUUCAGUGAAGGGUUCCUUGACCAUACCAUUAGACCCUUAAAAUCAUGACCAUUGCAAAAUGAUACCAUGCUUACCAUGUUAUUUUACUCUUCCAGUUUGCAAUUUCUAGCCCUGUGAUAGUCUCCCAGGGGCUUUCAUUUUAAUAUCUGGAAUCUGUGAAUGCUGCUGUGGGUGACAAAAGAGACAAUGACAAUUUGACUAAGAAUCUUAUUAAUGGAAGAUUAUUUUGGGAUUGUCAGGGUGGAUCCUAAUCACAAGUACAAAUGUCCUUUUAAGAAGAGGCAGGUGGUGAGUUGACUAUAGAAGAGGAAAUGAUUGUAUGAUGGUGGAAGCAGUAAUUGGAGUGAUGUCCCUUGAAGAUAGAUCAAAGGUUCAUGAGCCAAGAAAUACAGAAGGUCACUAGAAACUGAGAAGGACAAUGAAAUUAAUUUUCUUCAGUGCCAUGUUGCUACUUGAUUUUAUCCCCCAUAAGUUUUAUUCCUGACUUCAGAGUUCUACAAAUUGAAUAAA
This is a messenger RNA of Peromyscus leucopus (white-footed mouse), 969 nucleotides long. It is a transcript of the gene Pate4, whose product is annotated as prostate and testis expressed 4. Lineage: Eukaryota; Metazoa; Chordata; Mammalia; Rodentia; Cricetidae. The record is from RefSeq and is a predicted model, not a curated record. The transcript is spliced from 3 exons. Bases 18 to 317 code for a protein of 99 amino acids.